UGUGAUUGAACCACUCAUUGGUUGAGACUGACGCUGUCACUGCAUGUCAUUGUUGCGUGCUUGUCACACUUGACGCAACCGUACGGGCCACUCACAUUCCCAGCUCUCUCUCACUCUCACUGGCUCUGAAUGGUUGCCAAGGACGUGUUUGCAGGUUGCCAUGGUAAAACCUAAUUAGCAUCUCCUCGCUCUAUUCUUGGGAGAGAGGAGAGCAGAGAAAAAGCUCCAGCCAAGAUUUCUAGCCUCUGGCAGAGCAGUGGGCCUGGUCGGGGGUAUUUGGGAUGCGAGGCAGUGGCGUCGAUGAGACAAGCUUGGUUGUCAUGGCUCUGCGUGCGUGGAUGCCUGGUUGUAGACUGAUGAAGGGUAGACCUGCACAAGACAGUGAGAGCUGAAAUCAUUAAUCCUAUCACGAUGCAAUGACCUUUACAUGAUUGGGCCCGGUAUCCAUCCUGUGGUUUGAUGCUGCUGGGAUUUUUUUUUUUUUCAUCCGGUACAUUUUUGGAACAUGUAAUGGCCUUGGUGAUUGAAUCUCAUUGAUCCAGUUCAUCAAACCAGCUGCACUGAUUCCCAUUCAUCCUCGCACAUUGGAAGAAGAGGACAGAUUUUUUUUAUGCCGGACCUCUGACAAACUGAAAUUAUUCUAAUGUUUGUACGUGGAUACCGUCGUACAACAGUACAGUGUGUUCUCCAACUAGUACUGCUUAUGUUGAACAAGGAGCCAAACCUACAAUUUGCCACUUGAGCAAUGGAGGAGACUGCAGCUUCAUUGCCUCAAGGUGGUAGCCUGCCGCCAUGCCACCCAAUCGUAAACCAGAGCGUCUACUGAAGAGACACUUAACGUUAGGCCUGAGUAAGAGCUUCCCUAGUGCCACACUGUCCCGGGCCCUCGGCAGCCGUGUCAAGAUGGACCUGAACAGCAGCUGCUUUGCUGAGAUCAAGCUGGAGAAAGGCACCAUGGACGACGACGAAUUGCGGCCGCUCAGCUGGCUGCACAGCACAGACCUGCUCAAAGACAUGAACUUGGAUGAUGAGGAGGAUGGCAACGCUAAAGAGAACAACGCUGGCGAUGGCAUGAUGAACAAGUAUGGGAACCUGUCGGCAGGGGACCAUCAGGACGGGCCCGUGGACCCCAAAAGGCACAUCAACAGUAAGCCACCGUUUUCAUUCAGCUGUCUGAUCUUCAUGGCUAUUGAAGACUCACCGCUGAAACGUCUUCCAGUUAAAGACAUUUACCAGUGGAUACAGGACCACUUCCCUUACUUCCACAACGCCCCCACGGGCUGGAAGAACUCUGUCAGGCAUAACUUGUCGCUCAACAAAUGCUUCCGUAAAGUGGACAAGAUCAAGGGGCAAAUCAGCCUGUCAAUAGGAAAAGGUUCGCUAUGGUGCGUAGAUCCAGAUUAUCGGCCCAACCUACUACAAGCGCUGAGAAAGACCCCCUACCACCCUUACCAUCAUGUACUGCCCUACAACUCCCAUCCCUACCAGUAUCAUCAGGGCCCACUCUGCAACAUCUCAAGCAAUCCUAACAGACUUCCUGCAAUGCACAUUGGCUGGAGUAAUGGCAUACCUUUACCAGGUCACUUAGCGCUGGUUGAAAGGCUACUGAAUGGACCGCUUCACUACUCGCCCACACAGCACAAUGGACUCGACACUGAGCGUGAGGUGGAUGCUGCAGCCACUAUGAUGAUGUUCAGGACACCCCCAGAGCAGCGAGUUGAAGAACAUGCCCGUUUGAAGUCCUUCUCUCCUCAGCAUGGCCCACGUCAUGGCAGUAUACCCAUUGGGGGAAUGGCUCCCUUACAGGCCAAGCCUCGUCAGCCCCACGUCAGACCUACACUCUCAGACCUGGCAGAGACUGCCUUGAAUGAUCAGAGCCUGCCAAGACCGAGGUUGGCGUCCACACCAUACAACAAGGCAGCCCUCCAGACAAAGUGUACCCCGGCUCCCUCUAUGUCAGACGACCAUACCUACAGCCUGAGCGCCAUCCUCAAAGCCCAGCGAGACCGAGCUCAGCAGAUGGAUGAGGCUUGCAUUGAUGAGGAUGAGGAUGAUGACCCCGUGGAAUGUGACAUGAGCGACUUUGAGGACUAUGUGGACUCGGAGUCAGACAUGGAGCAAGACGAGGAGUCUAAGCGGCUUGGGGACAGCGGCUACAUACACGACGCCAGGUUUGAUGACAUGGAUGAUAUCAAGAAGAGCACCCCCAGUAGGAAGGCCCUGCAGUUACCAAUCAAGAAGCGGCCGCCGCGCUCAUCCAUGGACAACGACUUGGCUGCUGGAGCGGAUGCCCUACUCAACCUGGCAGGCAUCAAGACCAGUGAAGUCCCCCUACGCUCAAUCAGUCCUCAGGCUGAUGUUACUGUCACAUGAUGGGAACUGGGAGUUGUAUUGAUUCCCUGCUGCAUGGUCAGUUCCCCUGACUUCCAUCUUAAGAGUCUUAAAGAUUUUCCCCCUCUUAGUUUAUCUUUUAAUAACCACAGGGGCUUGAUUUUUAAUGCCUGUUGUUCCCUUUUUGAUUGGGUCGCUUGUAGAUGCUAUUGAGAAUGAUGAUGAUGGUGGUGAUGAUGAUGAUACAUUUGAAGAGUUGAGGGGGGGGGGGUCGGGUAGGGUUGAGUUGAGCAAAUGUUCAAGUUGGCUGCUCGCUGCACUGCUUCCAUUCCAAAUAAUAUGAUGUUGGGUUUGUUGGAUACGGCAAAACCUUUGAGAAAGUUGAAGUAUUUUCUCUCACUUUCCAGAGCAGAUCGUCUGACAAGCUGUUUGCAAAAACGGUGUGGUUUUGUAUCAAGCUACUCCGUAGCAAUUGUGGGUUGCCUUGAAUCCUCUUGAAAUUGAGACUUCCAGCAAAAUGUUUUCCAUCAAAGCCAAACAAAGGAAUCAAUGACAGUAAAUCAAUUUUGUAAUGUCUUUGAAGGUUUUUGCCAAACUUGCCAUAAUAAUUCUUCCUGAAAAAACCCACAAUGUUCCAAUGUAUCUUUGUGGUUUAUUCCUAGAAAUUGUAAUCUACAAUAGCAAUCCCACAACUGCUUUUGAGGAAAGUUGAGAACAAAACCACUUUAACUUCUUAAAGAAACUUUUUGGUGACGAUCGUGUGCCAACAAACCCAAGCAUUGUUGAAAAACAAAAUGGUGCGCAAAUCUGUAAAGACUUCUUGCCAUAUAGUACGCAAUUGAACGGAACAAAAGUUUGGGCGUAAGCCUUUGUACUGAGGGAAAGAAAAAAGGAAAUUCGGUUGUGGAUGCAUCGUUUAGCUGGUUAAGGUUUAAGAACAUUGGUGUAACUAUCAGGUGCAUUGGUUAUGUACAUGUAGGGACAGAAGUUACAGGAUUAUCAUCCUGUAAAAACUGUCGUUCUCCUUUUUUCUUUUUUAAAUUAAAUCUGAAUGUAACAAGAUUCCAGUGCUUCCAUAUUUUUUGCCCUGUACAUUUUCUUAUUGGUCCAGCAUUACGGUAAUAUGUAAAUGUGACUGUAUAGAACAAUCAUUGUGAUUCGUAGAUGAAGCAUUAACCAGUGUCAUCGUCAUUGUAAUUUCAGUCUGUGCCAUUUUAUUUUUUUUGGUCGCACAUUUAUUUUUUAUCUUUAAAUAUUUUGUGUUUCAUCAAAUAUUGGAAAAGGGAAUUAGCAGAAAGAGAUUAUUUGGUGUCUACCCCUGUUGCUGACAUAAACACCCCAGAUUCGCUUGCUUUAAAACGGCAUUUUAUGUCACAAUCACAAGUCAGUUUUUGCCCCCACAUUGAUCCAGAGUUCCUUCACAGGAUCUGCAAAGCCUGUCUUUGUUUGAGGCAUCAGUAGCAACUACAUUUCAUUGACUUGAGAGAACAUUCCACAAGUAGCCUGGAGACUGUAGCCUUAAGGCACCAUACUUCAUUGAAUGAGUACAGGCAAUGGCCUUCAAGUUUCUGAGAUUUCAUUGGUUACACAUGUUCUGUAACAAAUCUUCCCUGUAAUCUGAUUGGACAAGUUUUGUAAGUGGGAAAAACUGAUGUCAUUCAAUGUUUUUGGCAAUCCCAGCUGGUUGUUUUUAUGUCAGUCAACUUGGGUGUAAACCGUCUUCUCUAAUCCUAAGUGGUUUUCCAGGUAGACUAUUAAGGUGCUAAUUGGGGAGUAUAUUGGUAAAAACAAUGUAGAUGUUACAACAAGUAGCUUUAGAUUGAGACUCUGCAGAGUUUCCAGAAUCGCACAGCGAUUGGUCAAAACUCUUGCAACAACGGAACAAAGCUCUUCCAAAUUAUGAUUGUACAAAAAAAGAAAGAAAUUAUCGAAAGAACAUAGAAUUACCUGCCAGAUUUAUUUCCAGUCACUCUAUGAUCUUCCAAAAGUCCAUGUUAGAUGAGUGUAUAAAAUAAAAACACUGGGCAUAGCAAAGCAAAAAUGCCAGGUUUUAAUUUUCUGAAUUUAUUGCCAUUGUAACACAUCCGUCAAGCUUCUUCAGGUAUGUGAAAGAUACCCCACUUUGGUUGGAGAAGUGCUUAUAAUUUGAUAUCUUCCGGAUAAACCUUCCUACCAUUGGACCACCCAUCUCACAAUCUAGAUCAGUUUUGUGUGUGUAGGUGGCAACAAUAGACCUUUAUGACAGUGGAACAUAUCGUUGGGCCUCCGAUUGUACCAACAAGGAAUCAGAUGGACAUAAGUGUGUCCUUUUUUUUUAGUAAUAAAACCAAUUUCUGCUGUUCAAGACAUGCUAGAAAAUGUCCCCAACUGCUGUUGUGGGAAGUCAUCUGUUUGGCUUAUAUCAGGAGAGACUGUUGCAUCAUAAAGGUCUAUUGUAAAGGUCUAUUAAAAAACAUUUAUGAACAAAAACAGAAUUUUAAUGGAACUUGUUGAAUUGCUUGUCAUUUACAUGGUAACUGUCAUGUAUGAUAAAAUAUCCUAUUGAAUAUUUUUAUUGUGAAUUUUCAUUAUUGAAAGAACAAACCAUCAGGACAAGGGAGGUGAUUGUGUAUUUUUAAGGUAAAUGUAAUUAUGAUAUAUUUUUAAUUUGUUUAAAAUGUCAAUUUUUUUUCUUCCAACACUUUUAAUCAGUUAUCUAAUUUUGUUAAAGAUUUAGUUUAUUAUAGGGUAGACCAGAUUAACAAAACCAAAAAGAAAAGAAGAUUUUUGGAUUUGAUUUUUGUCCCCCACUGUAAGAUGCUGAACCAUGUCAAGCACAGUCCAGAGUAAUAUUACAUUGCUUAAGCUUCAGUUUGGGGGAAAGUUGAACUAUUGCAAACACCAAAACUUCCUGCAUGUCAUAUGCAAAUGGAAAGUCAUGAAUUGUGCAUCAUGAUUUCUGAAUACAAAUUCCUGGGUAGUCUCCAAUAAAACAAAUUGCUGAAUCCUGAAGUCAACUCAUGCCAACGUCUGAUAAGACUCUAAACCAGUACAUUUUAAAAUCACUACGAUAAAUCUGAUAGAUUUUGUGUUGUUGGAAAGUGUAUAUUGAUGAAAUAUAUUACGCCUGGAAGUGUGAUCAGUCAUGCAAUUUUCAGGCUUUUUUUUUUUUAAGAAGAAAAGACACAAGUAUGUCAAUGUGUGGGGGCAGUGCAUAUGUAAUUUAUUGUACAGUACCGUAGUUGAGAAAUCGUAAAGUACAUGUAACUGUUCAUCAUUAUUCAAAGAUUAAGUUUACUUUUAUGUACAGUAAUAGUUUAGGUUCUUUUUCCUACCUCUACUGAGUCCUGUAUGCCUUCUUUUACAUUUAUUGUAACCCUUUCUUUCUUAGCUGUAUUAUUUAAAACAAGGAACAAACAAAAAUUGUGAACAAAACAUAAAAAUAACACGAACAAAUAUAGAAGGAUCAA
Patiria miniata (bat star) is the source of this 5780-nucleotide messenger RNA. RefSeq names its product forkhead box protein N3-like. NCBI's taxonomy places the organism in Eukaryota, Metazoa, Echinodermata, Asteroidea, Valvatida, Asterinidae. Gene Ontology annotation, biological process: regulation of DNA-templated transcription. Bases 793 to 2373 code for a protein of 526 amino acids. The transcript has 8 exons. The record is from RefSeq and is a predicted model, not a curated record. Gene Ontology annotation, cellular component: nucleus. Gene Ontology annotation, molecular function: cis-regulatory region sequence-specific DNA binding; DNA-binding transcription factor activity.